This is a messenger RNA of Lactuca virosa, 1824 nucleotides long. NCBI's taxonomy places the organism in Eukaryota, Viridiplantae, Streptophyta, Magnoliopsida, Asterales, Asteraceae. The record is from the annotation of a GenBank genome assembly.
CUAGUCUCUUCUUUCAUAACCAUAAAAUCACAUUUCUAGAGAGAGAGAGAAAGAAUCCCGAGGACCAUAUGUAUGUGAGAGAGAUGUGAUAGAGACAGGAACUUUAUAUGCAUACAUUAACGCAAGAUCACGUUUGUUUCACGCAUACGCAUCACCUGCGUAUUUUAGUCACCGCCACAACAAUCAGCGCUUCCUGUUUUAUAGCUGUAUCUCCCAUCUCCAAUCUGUUCUCUCUCUCUCUAGAUAUGCAUAUACAUAAAUAGAGAGAGGGGGCAACUGGGUUGCAUUUAUUUUGAUCUUUUUCGGAUCACUCAAUACACCCACCACACUAGUAAUCAAUCUCAUGUCUCAAUCCCUGUUCUUGCUAACGUGCGCAGGAUGCCCCUGGAUUGGGUUUUUAACCACAGCAUCAUAUGGAAGUUCUUGCCUUGACUUGAUAUCUUCUUCUUCAGCGUGAUGAUGCUGCAUUUACAGUAACAAGUCGAUCGAUAAAGUUUCUUGAUUUAGAUGGAAGGUUUUCUUGAUUUAAAUUCUUCCCCAAAUCACCCUUUUGAGUAUUUCAGAGGAUCUUUAAAACAGACAAUGCUCGAUCAUGAUAUCAUAUUCAAGAAACAAGUAUGUGGGUCCCUUGGAAAGUCGUUGAUGAAGAGUGAUUCAAAGUAUACAAGAUGUGAAGCUUUUCCCAUGAAGAGAACAUUCACAGGACAUCAUUCGGCAAGAUUCUUGAUAGACAACUUGUUCUCACAAGAUGAUGAUGAUGAUGAUGAUUUGAAUCUUUCUUUGAGUAUUGGGAGGAGUAUCAAUAAAAGAAGAAAAUCUUGGAAGAACAAGAUUAUAAUUAAUCUUGAAGAAGAAUCUUCAGGAAUAGGAUUGAGUGAGGAUGUUCAACCUGUUUUUUCACUUGAUCAAUCGAGUCAAAAGUCAACGGAUCAUAUAAAUCAAUACCCAUGUCAUGGAAUGAUCGAUUGUUUAGUGAAUGGUGUCAAUUUGCAUAAAGGAUCCAGCGAGUUGCAUGAUGAUGUCAAACAAACAAAACUAAUGGAUUUCGAUCUCAACGAAGAUCAACCCGAUGAAUCUUAUCAAUCAAACGAACCCUCAUCAGAUCUCACAGAAGAGAAAGAGAGAAAUAUCUCACAGGUGAUAGAAGAAAAAGUGAAAAACGACUCAGAUUAUGCAACAAAAAAAGCAGCCCACUCACUUGUUUCAAUCUCAUUGCAACAAAUUUCAAGUAAUCAAGAUUCCGAAAGCAAAUCAGGGUCAAACGAGGUUGAAAACAAGAAAACAAACCCACGAAGAUCUUCUUCUAUUGAUUCUUACGAGUCACUUGUUUUAAAGCUAGAAGAAAGCUGUGUAGAUGAAGAUUGUGUAACAUCGAAAGCUUUUGAAUUAAAUGAAAUGGGUAAAAAUAAAAACGACAAAGGAAUAAACUCAAUAAAGUUAAGAAGAGGAAGGAGAAUGAAAGAUUUUCAGAAAGAUAUACUUCCUACAUUAUCGUCACUUUCUCAACAUGAAAUCUGGGAAGAUAUUAAGAUUUUGGAAGGUGUGAUUAGGUCGAGAGAAUAUAAGCGUCUGCAAAAAGCUAAAACGGAAAAUGGGGAUAACUUUGUGAAGAACAAACGAUCAAAAGUCAACUAUGCUGGUCAAAGGUCUUGUUUGCCCAAAAGGAAAUAGUGAUUUCAUAUCCUAAUGAAAAGGUGUAGUUAGUUAUGAAGUAGGAAGCAGAUAACGAUUGAUUCUUUGAGUGAGAGUGAUUUCAUAGCUUUUUGUUCUUGAUUAUCAUUGUAGUUUUUAGUUUUCUUGAUUCCUUAAAAUCCAACUUUGACC